Molecule: messenger RNA, 4053 nt
Organism: Dufourea novaeangliae
Lineage: Eukaryota; Metazoa; Arthropoda; Insecta; Hymenoptera; Halictidae
Product: protein expanded-like
Exons: 11
Coding region: 1-3873 (1290 amino acids)
Biological process (GO): positive regulation of hippo signaling
Cellular component (GO): cytoplasmic side of apical plasma membrane; cytoskeleton
Source: RefSeq, a predicted model, not a curated record
AUGCGUGGUAGCGGUGUCACGGCUGCGCGGUCCUGCCUUCAACCCCUGGUGUCCGCCAGCCGCUACCUCGCUGUUCAAGCCCUUCCCGGUGAUCCUCUUUACUUCGUCGUUGAGGCGAAGUCGAGAGUAAAGGAAGUGUACGCGCAGACAUGCAUGCUUCUCGGCCAGCAGGGCAUGCGGGACUGCGAACUGUUCGGCCUGGCAAUACUUUCCGACGGCGAAUACCUGUUCGUCGAUCCGGAGAAUAAGUUAAGCAAGUACGCACCGAAGAACUGGCGAAGUUCUCACACAUACGGCUUAGACAGCAGCGGACGUCCAGCGUUCGUCCUCUACUUUCGCGUUCGUUACUACGUGGACACGCCGUUGCUCUUAAGCGAUGAGACGACGUCUCUGCUCACGCUCGCGGGUCUCGCCCUACAAGCCGAUCUCGGAGACUAUUCCGAGGAACGGCACAGGCCACACGCAGGAUCUGUGGGAUACUGCAAGCCCACGGAUUACCUACCGCCUCACAUGUGCCUCGAGUCGAAUGUGCUCGCCGUGCUCGCAGCUCAGCACAGGGACAACCGGGGCCUGUCCAGGGAGGAGGCAGAACUGCAAUACAUCCGAGAGGCGGUGCUGCUGGAGGCGCCGCUCAACGCUCACCUCUAUCGACUUCGAAGAAGCAAGAACGAGGCCGGCCCGGGACGCAUACUCCUCGCGAUAUGUGCUCGCGGAGUGCGAGUAUACGCCGAGGAGGAGACGCCGCGCGUCUUCGCCUGGAACAACAUUGGCAAGCUUUGCUUCGACCGCAAGAAGUUCGAGAUACGGGCCGUCGAUCAGCCGGACAAGCUCACACUAUACAGCGGAUGCGAUGACAAAAGCAAGCUACUCCUGGGGCUGUGCCGGGACACUCACCAGUUCUCCAUGGCCAUAGCGCCCAGAGUGAACGAAGCGAAGAGGCGCGAGGAAGAAGAAAGGAAGGUACUCCGGGACUGCUACAUGUAUCCAGCCCGUUGCAAGCUAAGCUUGACGGGUCGCGGAGCACGGGGUGACCAACGAAUUUCCGUUAUCUCGAGCACGUCGUCGAACACAACUUCCGGAAUUGUCAGCGACCGGGUGCACAGCGAGGACGAACCGGACACGGCGCCCGCCUCGACAGAGUGUUUGCCCCGUCUUACCGAGACUACAUCGCACUCGAACAUUCCGUGCGGCGUUGUGAACGGGACGAACGCGGACGUCGAAGAUCGUUCCUUGCCGUCGUCGCCGGUCACCACGGUGGAUGAAGUCGACGGCGCAGAUAGCACGCCCGCGACGGCCGCAUUAAGAUUGGCGUCGAGCGCGGCGACGGCCGCCGAGGGGUCACAAUGUAGCAGCAGCUGCAGCACGGUCGUGGUCGUGAACACACCUGCUGGUGGACCGCCGAGGAUCCGUCGAACUUCGGCGACGUCCAGUCUAGAGCUAGGCUAUUCCCAUACGGCACAGAAUUCUGCGGUUUCCUCGGAAACCGCCAGCUUUCCUGGCGCCAUUUACGACAGGUGCAAGAAAGGUGGCAAAUACGCAGGCACGGACAUAGCAAGCGAAACCAGCGGGGUGUACACCCUGAGAAGCAGCGAAAUGCAAGACGAAAGAAUAGGCGACCUAUAUUCCCCGACAGGGGACGCGAACGAGUCUUCCGCGGCGAGUGACGUGUGCGCUUUGAGCUCCGUCCAAUCAACGACCGACGAGGCUUCGGUAACAUCCGGCUUCUAUACUAUACACAGUGGUCUUAGAUCCGAGACGAGCGAUGUAUACACAGAAGACGCUAGCGCCGAGGACCAGGAACCAAUUUAUAGUGUGUGUAAGGGUGACGAGGAUGUCUCUAACGUGGUCGCCACAAUGACGGCGGUCACCCUGGAUCAACAACUCGAGGAUUCCAGAUCACGUAGUAAUAGUAUACUGAGCGCGGGAAGCUUCAGAGGGGAUGGUAGCGAUCCUUCCAGCGUGGGACCCUUGUUAUCGGCCGACGAGCUAUCAGAUCUAAUCGUCGGGCGUUAUCCACCUCGGAAGACUAUCAGCAAUUCCAUGGAUUCUGAUUGCGACUACGUUACCAUGCCACCACCGCCACCGCCACCUAGGACAGAUAGCGACAGACAGCUUCCCCCGCCUCCUCCCUAUCCAGUGAGCAUGGACUACGCGACGAUAAACUCGUCGAGAUCCAAGAUACCGGAUAUCGAAAGAGAACCACCGCCACCGCCACCGUACAACGCGACCCGAGGGGAAUUUGUUCCCCUGCCACCGAGAAGGACCGAUCCGCCUCCACCUCCACCCUACACAUCGCCCAGAGAAAGAAUUCAAAUACCACCACCGACACCGCCUAGAAACGACGCUGUGACGCCCAGAGAACCACCGCCUCCGCCGCCGUAUCCGGAAGUUUCAGAGGUCACUCGGCAAGAAGCGAUUUCCACUCUCUAUCCAGCCGCCACCGAGGAGAUCGUCUCGAGGGUGACGUCGACGAAGAUCCAGACCAGCCUGGCGAACAGCAAGACGAACGUCAGUAUGACGUCGUCGAAGACCACCACCGGCCAACCGACCAAUGACGUUCCAUCGAUUGCCCCGAAACCACCGCCGAGAAUUCAACCGCCCACCUAUCCCGGUGACAAAAUGAAACCCACGCCGGUCCAUGCUCCAGUCGCCGCUCUCGUUGUCGGGCCGAACAAUUACCUGGACGUGCACGCAUCACGAGGUGGUCCGGUUUUGUUGCCUUACUUAACACCACCGCCUCCCCCGCCACCCCCUCCGCCACCCAUGGUACAUCCCAGACAACCCCCGCCGCCGCCGCCUAGCCUGGCCACCGUUUACACCAGCCAAGUGGCCAGGUCACAGAUCGAACAGUACAAGCAGCAGCUCUAUUCCGAUGUCGAUUACGUUAUGUUCCCGCUGAAAGAUCCCGCAGUCUCCAAGCAAGAGUACAUCGACGCGAAGCAAGGCUCGCUUCUUGCCGCGAUGGCUGCCUAUCCCCCUCCGCCUUAUCCCUCGUUUAACAACAAAUCGCUGGUAAUGUACCGUAGCACGCCUUACCUACCCGGUUCAUCAUUCUCCUCGCCGUCGAAAUACGCUUCGAACCAGAACCUUAGUAGCAGCGACACGAGUUCUAACAAUUACUUACCGCAUAGUAACCUGAGCAGCCACUACGCUGCCAGCACGAGCUCGCUAUAUAGUGGGGCUACUUGUUCGUCGGCAGGAAGUCAGAGUCUUAGACGGGAACCGCCAGCCCCGGCGCAUCCGCACACUCUGCACACGUUCUCCAGGACCAGAAGCGACGAGAACAUUUUAAAGUGUUUCGACACGCCUUCCAGCAUGAAGCUGCAGUCCCUGCCGCAGCUCAAGCAUCGCAGGCUACCACCACCACCCCCGCCGCCACCUUAUGAAAUACAGAAUCUCGAGAAGAAUCAGCCGCUCCCGUCGGCCUCUUCCUCAUCCACCUCGCCCAAGAAGACGUCGAAGACAAGCAGCACCACGGAGGAACACGAAGAGGGAAAAGAGGACGGAAUGCUGGACAUACGAACGCUACGGGAGAAAAGCCGUAAUUUGGAUCUGCCGUUGAUAUCGGCGUUGUGCAACGAUCGGUAUCUGCUGAAGCAGACGAAAGCGUUCGUGAUGCCGAAGCAUCCGACCGAGGCGACAUCGUCGACGUCCGCGAAGAACGGUACGAGAAGCAGCAACGGCGGCACGUCGAACAGAAAUAAGUAUCCAGUGAGCGGCCUGUCGACAACCCAGAUCACGAAACCACCGAGAAAAUCGUCGACGAGCACGCACAGACACCCGGCCGAGGUGAAGGGCAACGCUUACAAGGUCACUAAUCCCGCAGGCGUAUCCGCUGCGAAAAAGGAGCCGACUAGGGCGUCGCAUUCCUAACAUACAGUCCCGGGAUAUGACCCUCUGACAUUCUGGAGUUCCAUGCCUUCGACGAAAGUACAUUCCAAUAACUCCCUCAACGAUUCCAAGACAGUUUCACUUUUCGCACGGUAGACAACGGCAAAAGAAAAGAUUCCGAUAACACAAUCGGGACAAGAAAAGAAUCGACUCGAAGUACCU